This is a messenger RNA of Babesia bigemina, 489 nucleotides long. RefSeq lists its product as hypothetical. NCBI's taxonomy places the organism in Eukaryota, Apicomplexa, Aconoidasida, Piroplasmida, Babesiidae. The transcript has 2 exons. The record is from RefSeq and is a predicted model, not a curated record. The coding region runs from base 1 to 489 and encodes 162 amino acids.
AUGGCGUCCAAAAACUCCCCGCCGGUGCUCGUCCCGUCGGACGUUACCAUCUGCGAGGGACUCUACGCGACCGGGUCGCGGCAGUUGUCUUUCAGCGAGCGCCUCGGCCUCCUGCUGACCCCGAACCCUAUCCGCUUCACGUUUACCAAGAACGGCCGUACCGAACUGCAGGCCGUGCUCACGAAAAGCUACGGCGAUAACGACGACACGAUCACGCAGAUUCUGCGAGCGCGCCAGGAGUCGAUCAUCUAUAAUUUCGCUGGAACGGUCGGUCUCAGCCUGCUUUCGCUCUACUCGCUGAGGUAUCACUCCAUCAAGACAAAGGUGCUGGUAGUCCCGUUCGCCGCGUACGGAGGCUCCCUCAUCGGCCGCGCUUUCGGCGAUGCCUACGUCGGCCGCUGGAGCGAAUACGGCCGCGACCGCGCUCUCGGUGACCUGCCGAGCAUGCGCUACUUGACUGAAUCGGAGAUUAAAUCGUAUACUAAUUAA